AAUUUACAAUUCCAAAGUGUACUAUUCAUUUUCUGAUUUUUUUUACUGUAUUUUUAUAAAAUGUAAAUACUUAUUAUUUUAAUAUUAUUUGGAUAUUCGGAUUUGUGAAAUCCGACCAUUUAAUUUUAAUGAACCUUCGGAUUUCUUGUGAAAUCCGGGAUAUAAAAUUCCAGCAAAUGAGGAGAACGGCAGUCACGUCUCGCCACCGUCACCUAAUUUCCGACAUAUAAUAUUCCCACUUCAUCUUUGUCUGAAUUAAGCGAAACCUCAUCAAAAGAAGAGAUUAGGUUCUCAAGUCCCUGCUAAACACACCGGGGAAGAUGGAAGUUCUAGUUAAUCCCAUAUUGAUUCCCACGGCAGCUUUUGCUGCAGUUCUGACAGUAUUCAUAGUAAAGACUGCUGCUAAACGAGGAGGAUCAGGGGAGAAGAAGAGGAGGUAUCAACCAGUUGCCGGAACUAUCUUCCACCUGCUCAUCAACUUUAACAGGCUGCACCACUAUUUGACUGAUCAAUCCAGGAAGUACAAAUCCUUUCGGAUCCUGAAUUUCACCCGGAGUGAGGUUUUCACUGCAGACCCUGCAAACGUUGAAUACAUUCUGAAAACCAACUUUCCAAACUAUGGCCGGGGAUCAUACCACCAUAGUAUUCUGGAAGACCUUCUCGGUGAUGGGAUUUUCGCGGUUGAUGGAGAGAAAUGGCGACAUCAGAGAAAAACAUCAAGCUACGAAUUCUCCACGAAAAUCUUGAGGGACUUCAGCAGCGUAGUCUUCAAAACCAAUGCAUCAAAACUUGCUACCGCAGUGUCUGAUGCAGUGAACUCAACUCAGACGAUAGAGAUCCAAGAUUUAUUCAUGAAGUCAGCCCUCGACUCAGUUUUUAAAGUUGUACUUGGAGUGGAACUGGAUAACAUGUGUGGAACUACUGAAGAGGGCACGCGAUUUUCCCGCUGUUUUGAGGAAGCAAGUGCAAUAACCUUCUACCGCUAUGUUGAUGUAUUUUGGCCUUUGAAAAGGCUACUGAACAUUGGAUCAGAAGCAAAAUUGAAGAACAACAUCAAAGUCAUUGAUGAAUUUGUAUACAACAUUAUCAAAAGCAAAACAGAACAAUUACACAAGUCACGAGGGGAUUGGCCUAUGAAGAAAGAAGACCUCUUGUCCAGGUUACUAGAAAAGAAUGAAACAGAUCCCAAGUAUUUGAAAGACAUCAUCCUUAGCUUCAUUAUUGCCGGGAAGGACACAACAGCCAGUACUCUUUCGUGGUUCUUUUAUAUGAUGUGCAAGCAUCCAAGUAUACAAAACAUCAUAGCAGAAGAAGUAGCAAUAGCAACUAAUACCAACGAAAGCUCUUGCAUCGUCGAUAUAGCAAAAAACAUUACAGAAGAAGCUCUAGAAAAAAUGCAGUAUCUUCACGCAGCACUGACUGAGACACUUAGACUCUACCCUGCUGUUCCACUGGAUGGGAAGCUUUGUUUUUCAGAUGAUACACUUCCUGAUGGAUUCUGCAUCCGAAAAGGGGAUACUAUCUCGUAUCAACCCUGGGCUAUGGGGAGGAUGAAGUUUAUAUGGGGUGAUGAUGCAGAAGAAUUCCGACCAGAGAGAUGGCUAGAUGCAAAUGGUGUUUUCCAGCAAGAAAGUCCUUUCAAGUUCCCAGCUUUCCAGGCAGGACCGAGGAUUUGUCUUGGAAAGGAGUUUGCAUACAGGCAGAUGAAAACUUUUUCAGCUGUCUUGUUGGGAAGUUUCAUAUUGGAGUUGAGUGAGGAACAGAAAUCAAUUAAAUACAAAACCAUGCUAACUCUUCACCUUGAUGGAGGCCUUAAUCUGACUGCUUCCAAUAGAUAUAAAGUCAAAUAGAUACGCAAGACUUCAGGUAAGGAGCAUUAUGCAAUUCUUUCACAUGUACCUCGACAGUCCACUUUGUACAAAGAUUGAAGAUCCAUAUGAUUUAUACAACCUUAGGUGUUUGUUCAACUUUACUGUGAAAUCGAAACUUCUUGUAUGGAUCACUAAGAAUUCUACUCAAAAGUCCUAACGUGCGAGUUGUGUAUGUAUAUAUUUAGCAACAUUUAGCGCAAUGGAAGUGCAUAUAUAUAGUUAAAGUUAAUUGAUUGAUGCUGUUUAGAAGGAGAGGAUAUGCAAAAUGAUGCAAUGCAAACCAUGCAUUUCUUGUAUUGAUUUUUGCUUCUUUAACUGGCUUAAAUCACGAGAAACUGAAACCUCUCUUGUCCAAAGAACAAAUGGAGAGUCAUCAAACGGAAUGUGGGUUCCAAAAGGAAUCCAAAUGCAGGCCCACAGAAGAAAUCAAAGGUGUUGCCCGUGACCCUGUGAUCUUUAUGGUCACCCUAGUAGCCUCCACAACUCCGUUUUCGAGCCUGUGAAGCUUCUUGUGUCCAACUGUAGUUCCAUUUGCGAUAAUCUUCCCGUCCGCGUAGAUUUCGUGACGGUGUAUCCUCUGCCCCAGCCCAAUUGCUUCUUGGAUUCGGACCACAUUGAAUCUCAGCCUUCCACCAUCUGAAGUUGGCCUGAACUCGAUCCAGUGAUGUUGGGUGUUGUCAUCUCGCGGGGCCCAGUAGGUCCACAAAUGGUCACUGUCCACGACGUUUUCUGGGCCAAAACUGCCGCCUUUACCACCUCGUUGGCUGCUGGCUAAAACGGAGCAAUUUUCAGCCAAAUUAGUGGAAAAGAUCCCGUCCAAUGCGGCCCGAAACUCUUUGAGGCGGUGGACGUCAGUUUCGGAGAUUAAGCCGGUGGUGUUGGGAGGGACGUUGAGGAGUAAAACGCAAUUACGGCCGACGGAAUUGUAGUAAAUGUGGAGGAGGUGGGUAAGAUUCUUGGGGGAUUCCGAUUUGUGCCAAAACCAACCUUCUCUAAUUGAGACGUCGCAUUCGGGUGGGAUCCAAUUCGUACCCCUUGGAUCGCCCGUGUUGAGAUAACUGCACCCAUUAUUGAAUCCCACCAUCAUCAAUACAACAAACUCAAAAAAGUGUUUCAAGUACGACAGCAAUAACCAAAAAGGAAAAGGCAUGUUCUGUGAUUGGUAUGUUUAUACUAUGUGCCUUAGUGUUAGGACCAGUGUCCUAAUCUUCUUUUGAUUUUUCGUUUCUUCACUACUACACCACACACUGAAAUCUACAUCUACAUAUAAAUCCUAUUAAAACAAUAGUCCAAGAGAAAAAAAAAAAACGCGGUUCCUAUAAUCUUUAAUUGUGUUAAUUUUUCUUGUUUUUAAUUAUAAUAAUCAAUCAAUUAAUAUUAAUAGAAUAAGACAUUAAUGAUAUAAAUAAAUGAUUCUUUUAUUAUUUCUAAAAUUUAAAUAUACAAGUUGAGUUAAAAUUAAAAAAUAUUUUACCAUUUGUAUAUUUAAUUUUAAAAUAUAUUGUUGUAAAUAGGUCAGGCAAAACGCACAGGCAAGCACCCAAUCUUUAUGUGAUAACACUAGGAACUCAUCAUAUAUUAUUGUUGGCAAUGUUUUCUGGUGGCAAAUUAUUCACCACAUUUCAUCGUUCUGGUUAAAAUUCUUUUUUUUUUCUAUGCAUCGAUCAUCAAGAAUAAUAAAGUCAAAUAUUAUGGGACAUUCAAUGCAUUUUAUACUCCUCAAUUCCCUAACAUCACAUUUACACCAAAGUACUCUUUCUUUCUUUUGGUUCUUUUUACCAAAAAGGUUAAAAAAAAAAAAAAGGAUCCUGAGUAUGAUUUUCUUUUCUUUUUUAAAUUAAAAAAACCACACGAAAGUACACAUGAGGGUGUGAUAUGGAGUAAAUUAAUUAGUAUUUCAUUAUUCACAAUUCCACAUUAGGAAAAAAAUCAGAAGAAUGAUACUACGAAUACUUCACACUAAAAACUUUCUCCAUAAAGGACAAAAGGAAAAAAAAAAAAAUCUUCCUAGGGAAUCUCCAUCGCGUGAUCGGCUAUCCUAUAAUUUAUCGAUCCGAAAACGUCUUUUCCCAAAAAGAAAAAAAAGAAAAGAAAAGAAAAGAAAAGGAUCUUUAUCUCGAGUGGAAGAGUAAAAUGUGGUAAUGAGUGAGAAUCGAUAACGUACUUAACAAUGCUGGCAUUGCCGAUUGAUAAAUCGGUCUGAUUGAUGGUGGACCAGCACGUACUUCCUGCAAAUCCUUGCUCGUUUCCAACCCACCUUACUCCCGGACCGGCGUCGGAGAAUAUGUUAAUGGAGCUCUGUAAUUCCUUCACCAUCGAAAACCAAUCAUCAAAGUAGUAGGUCAUGUUCUUUGCAUUCGCUCCUUUUGCUCCAUCAAACCAUAUCUCCUGUACACUUCCAUAACUACUCUCCACAUAACAAAACAAAUCAAAAACCAAAAAAUACUGUAAAAUUGAGAUUUUUGUAUUCACACUGUCCCAAAAUUAUUGUCUAAAUUAUAUUUUCACAUUUAGUUCAAUCUGUACUAAACUUGAAAAUCCAUUCUGGAUAAUAAUUUGGGGACGGAAGUAGUACUAAACAAAAAAGGAAGAUUAAUUAUCUUACUUUUUGAGUAGUUCUUGUAACUGAGCCAAAUAGUAUUCGUUGUAGAGUUUAUCUGCUCCGUAUCUCGGAUCAUGGCGAUCCCACGGAGAAAGGUACAAUCCCACGUCGACAUUCCGGGAGUUCGCCGCGUCGACGAGCUCUUUAACGACGUCGCCGUGGCCGUUCUUCCAAGGGCUUCCGACGACGGAAUGAUCGGUGUAUUUGGAAGGCCAUAAGCAGAAGCCAUCGUGGUGUUUAACCGUGAGUAUGACCAGCGAAACACCGGCCUGGAUUGCGGUGUCGACCCACUGGGCCGCGUUUAAGCCCGUCGGGUUGAAUAUGGCAGGGUUUUCCUGGCCCGUCCCCCAUUCUGAGUCGGUGAAAGUGUUGACGCCGAAGUGGAAAAACAUGAUGAUUUCCCUCUGUUGCCAUUUGAGUUGGGAAUAUGAAGGUAGCGGAAGAAUCGGAAGGGGUGGCAGCGUUGGUGUUACCAAACUUGAACCGAAUAUUAUUGUUUGUAGGCCGGAAAGAAAUAGAGCAAUUAUUGAGAAGAAAAAUGUGUGUUUAGGGGCCAUUGAUGUGUUACUUGUUCUCAUGGCCUUAGUUGACACUCCCUAUCUUUUGUGUGCGUACGUUAGGCCUCUCGAAGUGGAGUGUUAAAAACGUGAGAUCCAACUCAUCUUCUCAGCACAAAAACAGCCAGUUUCUUAGCUUAGUAUGCAUAUAAAGUAGUGAAAUGUGGUGGAUUUAUCGAUGCAGAAUGGGAUGAAAAAUGUGAAUGAAUCGUAAUUUUUUGGGUAUGGACUAUGGAGUGAUU
Messenger RNA from Oldenlandia corymbosa var. corymbosa, 5272 nucleotides. The record is from the annotation of a GenBank genome assembly. NCBI's taxonomy places the organism in Eukaryota, Viridiplantae, Streptophyta, Magnoliopsida, Gentianales, Rubiaceae.